AUGGAUUACAUUAGCAUAGUAUUGCCGUUUUUGGCAACAUAUAUAAUAUCUGGGAGUCAAUCUGACAAUAAUUGUGAUGCACAACACGAAAUAAUGGAACAAUUUUUAACGGUCAGAAAUCUAGACACUGCUAUAUUAUACACGUGUUGGUCACUGUCAGAUCGAAUCAGAUAUAUGAAAAAAUUCAAUGAAAAAAAAAUAGCGGUCACACACCGCAAUAAAGAAGAUUUUUAUGGGGCUUUUAGUUUGGAUGAUUUGUUUAAAAUAACAGUGAAUUCUCCUUUACUAGGAAUAAUCAUAGAUUGGUCAUGUAAUGAUGAUCCAUUGUUCAAGUUUUCAGAAAGUUGGUUAUGGAACGCUAGCUAUCAUUGGCUAAUGGUGAUGAACAAAAAAUCAAAUAAUAAUAUUCAAAGUUUUUUAUCAGCAAAAAAAAUUAACCUCUCAAUCAGCAGUGAAAUUUUAUUAGCAUAUCCUAAUGAGAUGGAUGGCAUUAUUACUAAUUGGCAUAUUUUUGAUAUUUAUCGUACAGCUUUCGAACCAAGAGGAAAGCUAAUGAUUGAUGUAGUAAAUAAAACUUUUGGAAAAUGGGGAAAUCGAGUAUGGAAAUUUGAUAAAAGAUCAAAUUUAGGAAAUUUAACGUUAAACGUUGUUACUAUAGGAAACCCUUACGGUGCUUUGGCUAAGAAAAAUGGCACGGGUAUACGACCAUCUAGUGAAGAACUGGUCAAAUAUUUACAAACGUUUAAUUUGGAUCGAUUGAACUCUGUGCAAAAAUUUAGCUUUGCCAUAAUGUAUCCAUUGACGAAAAUUUUACUAAACAUCACAUUAAAUAUUCAAACGACAAAUUCAUGGGGUUACAAAAUUAAUAACAAAUGGGACGGAAUAGUUGGAAUGUUGAUAUCUGGAGAGGUCGAUUUUUCUAUAAGUUUAAAUGCACUGAGGUCUGAAAGAUAUGAUGUCGUCGAUUACUCUGCUAUUUCUACUUGGAAACAUUUGCCUUGCUUCAUCUUCCGUCAUCCUCGAUCGUCUACGGCGUCAACGAACAUAUUCUUGCGUCCAUUUGAAACGGCUGUUUGGUUUUCAAUAAUAUGUGUACUCAUAUUAUCUGGAUUUGUUUAUUGUAUAAUUAUGCAUUAUGAAUCGAAUCAAAUGUUCUCGUUGAGAGUAUUAAGUGAUAUUGUCCUACUAAAAAUUGGCACGUUAUGUCAACAAGGAACAGCCAUGGAACCUACAAAACUUAGCAAUAGGCUAAUUGUCCUUUUAAUGUUCGUAUUCAGUUUGGUUAUGUAUCAGUUUUACUCAUCGAGUAUUGUCUCUGGAUUAUUGCGUCCGACCGUUAUAAACAUCGAUUCAGUUCAAAAACUUGAAGAAAGCGGAUUGGACGUUGGCGUUGAAGAUUUCAACGUUGCUACUAAAGUGAUAGAAGUAUACGGGGAAAUCAAUCCGUACUUGAAAAAAAUUAUCGACAAUAAAAUUAAACCGAAAUCUGAGUAUCUGUUGGCUAAAGAUGGGGUGAAAAAAAUAAAAAAAGGUCACUAUGCGUUUUUCACCGAUCCGGCCACCAGUUAUUGGCUAAUAAACGACAUUUUCACUGAAAAGGAAAAAUGUGAUUUAAAGGAAUUGCCACUCCACAGACCGGAAACUACAGGUUACUUGGUUCGGAAGGAAUCUCCGUACAGAAAAUUGAUCAAUUAUGCAAAUUGUAUUUUACGGGAAACUGGUCUUAUGGAAAGGGAACUCCGUAUAUGGCAUGCUGAAAAACCGAAAUGCACAGCUGGGAAAACAACAACCGAAGAAUCUUUGGUUAGCGUAGAAAUUAAAGACGUUUCAUCACUCAUAGCUUUUCUGAUCAUCGGUUUUAUCAUUUCUUUCACAGUUUUAAUAUUGGAAAUAAUUGUACACCGCCAUAAAACAAAUACACCUAUUAUAAUAAAAAAAUAA
Macrosiphum euphorbiae (potato aphid) is the source of this 1941-nucleotide messenger RNA. NCBI's taxonomy places the organism in Eukaryota, Metazoa, Arthropoda, Insecta, Hemiptera, Aphididae. The record is from the annotation of a GenBank genome assembly.